Molecule: messenger RNA, 565 nt
Organism: Diabrotica virgifera virgifera (western corn rootworm)
Lineage: Eukaryota; Metazoa; Arthropoda; Insecta; Coleoptera; Chrysomelidae
Exons: 3
Coding region: 52-273 (73 amino acids)
Source: RefSeq, a predicted model, not a curated record
UACACCUUAAAAUAUAAACGUAUUUCGAAAUUUUCCUAAUUUCACUACAAAAUGUUGACAAAAGUGGGAUUGUUUUUUGUUACUGCUUUCGUGUUUUUGGAAAAUGCACAAGGAAAAGAUUUAAUAUUGUGUCCACAUCCUGGGCAGGCGAAAAAUUUGGUAUAUGAAAACACUAUCAAUACUCCAAUGCAGGGAAGUUCCAUCGUGGCUAGAAUUCCAGAUGUCUAUUUUCUUGAUUCGCCCAUGACGUGCCUGUGUGUUAGUCCUGGAUAACAAUGAUGGUGUGAGCCAACCUGUUAUAUCUGAUGGUGGAUUGGAUGUAAAAUAUGCUAUUGUGAAUAUUUUAAAUGAAGAUUAUAACUAUCUCAGUUAUACCAUUCGAGCUUAUACAGCGGAUGAAGGCAAUUCAGGAUCUGUUCAUUCUGAGUCACAUCCUUGCAGCAAAUAAUAUGUUACUUAUGGCAACACAAGAUUUUCAAAUGAUAUAAAUCAGUUUUAUAUUUCUGAUUUUCAAUCAUUUAGUAUUUAUAAAUUGUUUAUAACAAAUAAAAAAUAUUUUGUCGUA